AUGGUAGAUAGAAGUCAUGCAGAGAAGUUACGGGUAAGGUUGGGGUUUGAGGGGUGCUUUAGUGUGGAUAGUGACGGGCAGAGGGGCGGCAUGUGUUUUCUUUGGCAGAAGAAUAAUUGUGCUAGUUUGAUAAAGUAUUCGGACAUCCAUAUUGACUUGCUGAUUUCAUUGCCAGAUAGGGAUCAGUGGAGAUUAACCUGCUAUUAUGGGUAUCCACAGAGGAGUAGGAGGCGGGCUGCAUGGGAUUUCUUAAGGUCUCUCAGGGGGGUAUCUACUUUGCCUUGGGUGGUUUUAGGGGAUUUCAACGACUUGUUGAUGCAGUCUGAGAAGAGGGGGAGGCUACCGCAUCCUGCUAGUUUGAUUGAGGGUUUUGGGGAAGCGUUGGAUGAUUGUGGUUUGGUGACGCUCCCUAUGGCUGGUUAUCCUUACACGUGGGAGAGGGGGAAAGGGACAGAUAGAUGGGUGGAGGAGCGACUGGAUAGAGUGGUGGCAAAUAUGGAUUGGUUGGAUGUGUAUGACAGGGCUAGAUUGUUUAAUAUCCGUACUGAUGCGUCUGAUCAUACUGCACUCUUUCUUGACAUUUAUGGUGUGGCACAAGGACCAAGGCAGCGGGGUUUCCGGUUUGAGAAUGCGUGGCUGUUAGAUGAUGGGUGUAGGGAGGUGGUGGAGAAGGAGUGGUCUGGAACACCUGGUGUGGCUUUGCAAGCAAGGCUAGAAUCUUGUGGGCGGGGCCUCAGAAGGUGGGGUGGUGAUCGGCAUCACAAGUAUGGGAAGCGGAUUGACAGUAUUCGGAAGGAGUUAAAUGGGUUACGGGGCUGUUUUGAUCCCGCGUCUCUAGCCCGGUUUAGGCUGCUUGAUGGCCAGUUAAACCAACUUUUAUCACAGGAGGAGGUUUUCUGGAGACAGCGUGCUAAGCAGCACUGGUUGCGGGGAGCGGACCGAAAUACUAAGUUUUUCCAUACUUAUGCGUCAUACCGUAAGAAGAAGAACGUAAUUGUGAAGUUGAAAGAUGAUAAUGGUGUCUGGAGGGAGGGUAGUGCGCUGAGCACGGUGGUUGUUGAUUAUUACAAGCAGAUCUUUGCCACUGGUGGAAAUCCUGGGGAUUUCAAAGUGGAUUCUAUGCAACCACGAGUGACUAGGGCGCAAAACGAGGAUCUCCUGCGUCCGUUUGAGCCGGAGGAGGUACGAUGUGCACUAUUUUCUAUGGGCAAGGACAAAUCACCCGGUCCGGAUGGCAUGAAUCCGGGCUUCUACCAGGCGUUCUGGGAUGUAACUGGUAAGGAUGUUACUGAUUUUGUUAUUAAUUGCCUUACGCAGUCUACUUUUCCUCCUAAUUUGAAUGAUGCGAAUAUAGUUUUGAUCCCCAAGAAAUGUACCCCUGAGUUUGUUUCUGAUCUGAGGCCGAUUGCAUUAUGUAAUGUGCUGUAUAAGAUAAUGGCUAAAAUGCUGGCGAAUCGAAUGAAACCCCUGCUUGAGGGUGUUGUCUCAGUAUCGCAGAGUGCCUUUUUGCCUGGCCGUUUAAUCUCAGAUAAUAUUCUUAUUGCGUCUGAGGUUGGCCACUAUUUGAGAAGGAAGCAGUUAGGGCAGGUUGGUUGGGCGGCCUUGAAGCUUGAUAUGGCUAAGGCUUAUGACAGGAUGGAGUGGCCGUUUAUACAGCAGAUGAUGUUGGGGUUGGGGUUUGAUGAAAGAUGGGUUAGACUUGUGAUGUUGUGUGUUGAGACUGUGCGAUAUAGGGUCAUGGUGAAUGGCGUCCCUACAGAAGAGAUAGUCCCAACUCGGGGGUUAAGACAGGGUGAUCCCUUAUCGCCCUAUUUAUUCAUCUUAUGUGCUGAGGGUCUGUCGUUGUUGUUGCAGGAUUCUCAGUCUAAAGGGCUUAUUCAUGGUUGCAGGGUAGCUCGGGGAGCACCUCCUAUCUCUCACCUGUUUUUUGCAGAUGACAGUUUGCUUUUCUUUAAAGCUAAUUUGCAGGAGACAUUGGAGGUUAAGAAGUGCUUAAGGAUCUUGUUGCUGGAACUUUGGGGGUUGCCCAGGCGGAUGAUUUUUGGUAAGUAUCUUGGUCUACCUUCAGUGGUAGGCAGAAAUAGAAAGGCUGUUUUUGCUUAUGUUGAGCAGAAGUUGAAGCAGAGAUUUGGUUCUUGGAACAAAAGGCUUUUAUCUAAAGCUGGUAAGGAGGUACUGCUGAAAAGUGUUGCGCAGGCUAUGCCCACAUAUACAAUGAGCAUAUUUUUACUUCCUAAAACUCUUUGUGCUGCUCUUGAGAGGUUGAUGAACAGGUACUGGUGGGGUACGAAAGGAGCUGAAAGGAGUAUCCAUUGGUUAGCCUGGGACAGAAUGUGUGCCCCGAAGAAGUAUGGUGGAUUAGGCUUUAAACGCUUGCAUGAAUUUAAUGUGGCUUUGCUGGCUAAGCAAGGGUGGCGACUGUUAACGAAUCCUAAUUCUUUGUUAGCGCAGGUUUUUAAGGCCAGGUAUUAUCCUACUACUUCUUUUUAUGAAGCUGUUUUGGGUGGUAAUCCGAGCUAUGUUUGGAGAAGUAUAAUGGCUAGUCAGGAGUUGGUAAGGUCUGGGUGCAGGCGGAGGAUUGGGGAUGGAAGGACUACUAAAGCCUGGUCACAUCCUUGGCUACCUGAUGCGCAUGACCCCUAUGUGGGUUUGACCCACCAAAGUGUCAAUCAUGACUUGCUGGUUGCGGAUUUGAUUGAUAAUGACGCUAACAAGUGGAAUGAGGGUUUAAUAAAUCAGCUUUUUGCUUCUCGUGAUGUGGAAUUGAUUAAACGGCUGCCAAUUAAUGCGGACUUUGAGGACAUGUGGUUUUGGGAACGGGAUUUAAGGGGUUGCUAUUCAGUGAAAGAUGGGUAUAGAAGGCUGGUUGAACAAGAUACCCCAACCACGGAGGUUUGGGGCUUUCUAUGGAGGUUACAAGUACCGCCUAAGUGGAAAAUCUUCCUGUGGAGAGCCUUAUUGAAUAUUCUGCCUACGUUGGAUAAUUUGAUUGUGCGCAGGGUGGAUCUUAUUAAUGUAUGCCCAUCGUGUGGAUUGGAAGGGGAAAAUGUUAUGCAUGCUUUAUGUUCCUGUUUUUUUGCAUCACAUGUUUGGUCAUUGUCUCAAUUGCCUGUUCCAUCUUUUAUCGGCAGGAGUUUUAAUCAAUGGGUGGAAGGAUGGCUUGCUGAACCGGCAAACACUCCAGACACCAAAGGGAGGAUUUGUGGUUUACUAUAUGACAUAUGGACUACCAGGAAUGCAGCAGUAUGGGAGGGUUUUUUGCCAUACCCGAGAACACUUUUAUGUGGUAGUGCAGUUAGGUGGGAGGCGUGGAAGGUAAAUUGUCACCAUCAUGUCCGGAACCCGCCAGUACAGUCAGUACAACCGGAACCGGAUCCCUAUUCAUCAUCUGGUGUAAUCUGUUUUGUAGAUGCAGGUUUUCAUGGUCCACAGCAUGCACCCUCGUAUGGAUUCAUUAUAUAUGAUGCGGAUGGAUCUUUUAUGACAGCGGCGAAUGGCCCGUUAUCUUGUGCGUAUGAUCCUGUCUUGGCAGAGGCAUUGGCAAUGUGUGAAGCUUUAUCAUGGGUGAAAGACAAUGGUUAUACUGCAGUCACUUUAUGCUCAGAUAGUUUGGUUUUAGUUUCCAAUUUAAGACAAGCUAGUUCUUUUCGUUCUUAUCUUGGUUUUGUAUUGCUAUCUUGUAAUCGUUUGCUUACUUUCAUGACGAACCCUGUGGUGAAACAUGUUAGCAGGGAUGCAAAUCGGGCAGCUCAUGCUCUAGCUAAGCAUGUAAGCGCAACUUUGGCGCGUUCUGUUUGGAGGGAUGAUCCUCCUCCCUUUCUGUUGCCUAGUAUGGCUAAUAUAAUCUGA
Ipomoea nil (Japanese morning glory) is the source of this 3849-nucleotide messenger RNA. RefSeq lists its product as uncharacterized. The transcript has 2 exons. Gene Ontology annotation, molecular function: RNA-DNA hybrid ribonuclease activity; nucleic acid binding. Bases 1 to 3849 code for a protein of 1282 amino acids. Lineage: Eukaryota; Viridiplantae; Streptophyta; Magnoliopsida; Solanales; Convolvulaceae. The record is from RefSeq and is a predicted model, not a curated record.